Messenger RNA from Botrytis sinoallii, 879 nucleotides. RefSeq lists its product as uncharacterized. The transcript has 2 exons. The coding region runs from base 1 to 879 and encodes 292 amino acids. The record is from RefSeq and is a predicted model, not a curated record. Lineage: Eukaryota; Fungi; Ascomycota; Leotiomycetes; Helotiales; Sclerotiniaceae.
AUGUCAGAACCCGAAUCUUCAAAAACAGACUGGAGUCUCUCCUCCGGCCACGGCUAUAUUCUCAACCGUGCUCGCACUCGUACCCACAUCUCCUCUUGUCGACUCAAUCUGCAACACUAUCUCUGGAAAGAAGCACUUGGGUUUAAUAUCCAUCCAUCUAUUCUUCUGCAUUUACCCAAGGAUGUCAAAAUUGCGGAUGUAGCAACGGGCACAGCAGCAUGGCUACUGGAUAUAGGAAGGCAGUUUCCAGAUGGGAAGCUAGUGGGGCUUGAUAAAGAUAUCAAGCAGGCGCCGAAUGAGAAAUGGUUAGCAGGAAACACGGAGGUGAGGAAAUGGGAUAUUUUUGAAGAUGUACCGGGGGAAUGGGUUGGAUUGUUUGAUUUUGUGCAUGCGAGAUUGCUUGUUUUGGUUUUGGAGGGGGAGAGUCAGAUUCUAGAGUUUGUGGGGAAAUUGAUGAGGAUGUUGAAGCCGGGAGGAUAUCUACAAUGGGAUGAACUCGAUUGCGUAAACAUGCACGUCAAAACUCCCUCUUCUUCUAUACAAGCCCCGGCUCUCCAACAAAUCCGCAGCAUGUCCUGGGCAAAUGGACGAUAUGAUUGGACGCUUCAAAUUCCGUCUUUUCUCAAAGAUGCUGGGUUGGAGGAGAUAGAUGUGCAGAGUUUUGGAGAUGAAGAUAGAUUGGUGAGAGCGUUUAAUGAACAGCAUUUAUUGACGAUGGAGGAAUUUGCGGAUAGUUUGAUGAGGAUUGGGAAGGAGGAGGCGGCGGAAAUGUGGUGGAGGUUGAUUGAGAGGGGGGAGAGAGAGGCGGAGGAGGGCAAUGCAUUGUGUAUUCCUAGGGUUGUUUGUACGGGAAAGAAGCCGGGGGAGAGUGGUAUAUGA